AUGUCGGGCGAGGACAGCCCGGCGGCGGGCCCGGGGACGGCGGCCGCGGCUGCCCGUGAGCGGCGGCGAGAGCAGCUGCGGCAGUGGGGGGCGCGGGCGGGCGCGGAGCCGGGCCACGGGGAACGCCGCGCCCGCACCGUCCGCUUCGAGCGCGCCGCCGAGUUCCUGGCGGCCUGUGCGGGCGGAGACCUGGACGAGGCGCGCUUGAUGCUGCGCGCUGCCGACGCCGGCCCCGGCGCCGAGCUCGACCCCGCCGCCCCGCCGCCCGCCCGCGCAGUGCUCGACUCCACCAACGCCGACGGCAUCAGCGCCCUGCACCAGGCCUGCAUCGAUGAGAACCUGGAGGUGGUGCGCUUCCUGGUGGAGCAGGGCGCCACGGUGAACCAGGCGGACAACGAGGGCUGGACGCCUCUGCAUGUGGCCGCCUCCUGCGGUUACCUGGACAUUGCCAGGUACCUCCUGAGCCAUGGGGCCAACAUCGCUGCCGUCAACAGUGACGGGGACCUGCCCCUGGACCUGGCUGAGUCAGAUGCCAUGGAGGGGCUGCUGAAGGCGGAAAUCGCGCGCCGAGGUGGGCCCCUGGUGUGCCGUGAAGAACUGCUGCUUCAUGACACAAGGUGCUGGCUGAAUGGGGGUGCCAUGCCAGAGGCCCGGCACCCCCGCACCGGGGCUUCUGCCCUGCACGUGGCCGCUGCCAAGGGCUACAUUGAGGUGAUGAGGCUGCUCCUUCAGGCUGGCUAUGACCCGGAGCUCCGGGACGGGGAUGGCUGGACCCCCCUGCACGCAGCGGCCCACUGGGGUGUGGAGGACGCCUGCCGCCUGCUGGCCGAGCACGGCGGGGGCAUGGACUCGCUGACCCACGCGGGGCAGCGUCCCUGUGACCUGGCUGACGAGGAAGUGCUGAGCCUAUUGGAGGAACUGGCCCGGAAACAGGAGGACCUGCGGAACCGGAAGGAAGCCUCCCAGAGCAGGGGCCAGGAGCACCAGGUGCCCCCCAGCAGCAAGCACAGAAGGAGCUCUGUGUGUCGUCUGAGCAGCCGUGAGAAGAUUUCCCUCCAGGACCUGUCCAAGGAGCGCCGGCCUGGUGGGGCGGGGGGGCCCCUCAUCCGGGACGAAGAUGAGGGAGAAGAAGGUCCCACGGAGCCAGACCCUGCGGAAUCCAGGACCCUCAAUGGAGUCUCCUCCCCACCACCCCCUAGUCCUAAGAGCCCCGUGCUGCCCGGAGAGGCCCCCUUCUCCAGGCGCUUUGGCCUCCAGAAGACAGGGAGCUCUGGGGCCCUGGGGCCCCCAGAAAGGCGGGGAUCCGAGGGAGCCCCUGGGGCUGGGCUGCAGCGCUCAGCUUCGUCCUCUUGGCUGGAAGGGACCUCCUCCCAGGCCAAGGAGCUCCGUCUCGCCAGGGUUACCCCGACCCCCUCCCGGAAGGCGCUGGAGCCCUCUGCCCUGUCUGAGAGCACCAAGCCUGCUCCUCCCGUGGGUAACUCCACUCCUCCCAAGAUUCCAGAGCCUGAAUCCCCAGUGAAGCCAAAUGCCCCCUCAGCCUCUUCAGUGCCCCCAGCGGACUCCCGGGACCGUCGGAGGUCCUACCAGAUGCCCGUACGGGAUGAGGAGUCUGAAUCCCAGCGGAAAGCUCGCUCCCGCCUCAUGCGCCAGUCUCGGAGGUCCACACAGGGUGUGACUCUGACAGACCUGAAGGAAGCGGAGAAGGCUGCAGGGAAGGCCGCAGAGCCUGAGAAGUCCCCGCACAGCUUGGACCCUUCUAGAAGGCCCCGAGUCCCUGGAGUUGAGAACUCUGACGGCCCUGCCCAGAGAGCAGAGGCGCCUGAAGGGCAGGGUCAGGGACCGCAGGCUGCCAGGGAGCACCACAAGGUCGGCAAGGAGUGGAGGGGGCCUGCGGAGGGGGAGGAGGCGGAGCCGGCGGACCGCAGCCCGGAGUCCAGCACCGCCGAGUGCGGCCCCUCCGCCCGCAGACAGCGCUCGCAGAGGGACCUCAACCCAGAACCUGAGCCGGAAUCAGAGGAGCCCGAUGGAGGCUUCAGGAAGCUGUACGCAGAGCUGCGCAGGGAGAAUGAGCGGCUCCGCGAGGCCCUGACCGAGACCACGCUGCGGCUGGCACAGCUCAAGGUGGAGCUGGAGCGGGCCACGCAGAGGCAGGAACGCUUUGCCGAGAGGCCAGCCCUCUUGGAGCUGGAGAGAUUUGAGCGCCGGGCCCUGGAGCGCAAGGCCGCGGAGCUGGAGGAGGAGCUGAAGGCCCUGUCUGACCUCCGCGCUGACAACCAGCGGCUCAAGGAUGAGAACGCGGCACUCAUCCGUGUCAUCAGCAAACUCUCCAAGUGACUCUGGAGGACUUUCUCACACCCGUAUUUAUACAGCUGCUUCUGCCACAUGCACCCUUUCCCCCACGUGAACAUGAGUGACAGGGCUCCGGGGGAAGUCUCUGAGAAGCCAUAAUCUCCUCUUGGGACCUUUGGGCUGGGAGGGGAGCAGAGUCCCCAGGAGCCAAGGGGGCCACCCAAGGUCAGGAUGGAGGUGGGAGGCCAAGCCAGGUAGGGGGACGUCGCCAGAGGGGACCAGGGCUGGAGACGGGACCAGGAUGGAACUGAGGACCAAGCAGCUCAAGGAUCAGUAGCCAGGACCAGAGUGGCUGCCUGGAGGUCCCCACCUCACGUGUGAUGCCACCCAGUCACCCCUCCCCCUCCUGAGCAGGGAUCCGAGAAUGUGCCAAGAGCCCUACUGGCCUCAGCCAGGUGGGCCUGUAUAUAGGGUCCAUGUGCAAUAGGGAGGGAUGUCUUCUAUUUUUUGCUGCCCCCUCCCCGCCCACUGUCCGGGGCAGGGGGAGAAGGUAUUUUCAAGACAAAGCACAGGCACCACAAAUAAAAGUCGUGAAGUUGCCACUCAA
Molecule: messenger RNA, 2896 nt
Organism: Propithecus coquereli (Coquerel's sifaka)
Lineage: Eukaryota; Metazoa; Chordata; Mammalia; Primates; Indriidae
Gene: PPP1R12C
Product: protein phosphatase 1, regulatory subunit 12C
Exons: 22
Coding region: 1-2334 (777 amino acids)
Biological process (GO): signal transduction
Cellular component (GO): cytoplasm
Molecular function (GO): enzyme inhibitor activity; phosphatase regulator activity; protein kinase binding
Source: RefSeq, a predicted model, not a curated record